This is a messenger RNA of Penicillium cinerascens, 2877 nucleotides long. RefSeq names its product Zn(II)2Cys6 transcription factor. The record is from RefSeq and is a predicted model, not a curated record. Gene Ontology annotation, biological process: DNA-templated transcription; regulation of DNA-templated transcription. Gene Ontology annotation, molecular function: DNA-binding transcription factor activity, RNA polymerase II-specific; zinc ion binding; DNA binding. Gene Ontology annotation, cellular component: nucleus. The coding region runs from base 1 to 2877 and encodes 958 amino acids. Lineage: Eukaryota; Fungi; Ascomycota; Eurotiomycetes; Eurotiales; Aspergillaceae. The transcript is spliced from 3 exons.
AUGUCAGGUUACUACGUUGGACCCUUCGGUCGUAUGUUAUCAUCCAGAGACGGCCAAUUACCGGAACAGCCCUCGGAGCGCCCAGCUAACCGAUCAGUAUCUGGGGAAAACCCAUACCAGCUUCCACCUCCACGGACACUAACAAACGUCCAAUUUGGAUCGGACCCUUUCCGACGACACGUCCAUGGAGAAAAUGUCGAGCCAGGAAGAGGGCCUGCACAAGCAGAGACCCCUUUACAACGCCAACAGACCGAGCAACUUCCAUCUGUCAGGCAAUUGUUGACACCAUCUACGGACCCGAACCCCCCUCCUUCUUAUCCUCAAGCAUUCGGAGCACCUGCACCCACCAUUGACCAUCGCGAGCUUUCUUAUCCACACCGGCAUCAUGAUCAGAGCUUAGCAUCACAGAUGACUUCGGUCGGGGCGCAAGACAGAGCAAAAUCCCGCUCGGAAUCGCAUCCACAGCCCCCGACUGGUCUUCCACCUUUGUCCCAGGUGGCCAUGAAUAAUCCUAGAGACUUAAAACAUCACACAGCAACGCGAAGUGACCCGUCGACAGCAUCUUUUCAACACAGCCAACUACAUUUCCACGGCACCCUCUAUCACGAAAAGGCCAUGAGUGGUGACCUCUCAUCGCCAGAAAGCGGGAGUCGGAAAAAGGGGUCAUUGCUUCCUCACGUCGUGGACGAGCGAUAUAUCGACGGUGAAGGAAUUUGCUACAUCUAUGCGGAUGGAUCUCACUGCCCCAAGGCCAUUGAGGGAAUCCCGGUCAAUGCAAACUGGGGUGUUACCAAGGCAGGAAAGCCGAGGAAGCGGCUUGCACAGGCGUGCCUGACAUGCCGAGAGAAGAAAAUCAAGUGCCAACCGAACCUGCCCAAAUGCGACCAGUGCCAGAAGUCUGGACGUGAAUGCAGGUUUGAGAGUGCCCCUCGUGGAAACCGCUCGGCUUUGAGAGCCUCCCACUCCGCGGGCCCUUCUAGCAAAUACGAUUCAAAGGAGGGCCUUUCACCAGGCAGCCAUGGGGCUUCGGAUGUCUCCCCUCUGUAUAACAUGCCACGAGCCUCGAACAGCCCAACCUCUAUGCCAGGAACCGGUGGACAGUCGCCGAUAUCCGAGGGACCAUCGGGAACAGAAGGCACCUACGAAACAAUGGCCGACGUGGACAGAGCAUACCGGUCACGAAUGUACAGAAUCCCACACCUUUUUGCUGGAGAUGAAUCGGUCGCACGACACCCGGAGCAUAUCGAAGCCAAUCGACUCCCCGAAUACUCUGAGAUCCUGGGCGAACUCAGGGACAUCAACCCCAACGACCCGCUUGCAGGUUCCUGGAACAUCGAUCCAUACGAAAGCGACCCCGACAUGACCGUGCAUUAUGUCGAAUCAUACUUUUCCAACGUGAACGACGGCCUGUACCAUAUCUUCCCACAUGCACGAUUCAUUCUGUGGCUGAAAUCGUGCCAUACGAAAUCCGCCGAGGACAAGAUGCUGCUCUAUUCGAUGAUGGCCUUGGGAUCGAUAUUUUCUGAUCGAUCUGGUAAGGUCGUCGCAUUGAGGGAGUAUUCCCGCAUAGCGCGCUUCGCCGUUCAGAAGAGUCAGCACAAAUUGUCUUUGCAGCUUGCUCAGAGCCACUUGAUUUUGAGUCUCUGGUAUUAUGCCACAGGUUCUUUGGUGGGGUGUUGGGACUCGAUCGGCGCCGCAGGACGAGCGGUCUCUGGCUUGCGGUAUAAUAUGGAGUCCGGAGGUGUCAUUGUGGAUCAUAGCCAGGUUUGCGAUUAUGGGUUGCACCCGCAGGCGUUGAUCGAGUGUCGUCGCCGAACAUUUUGGGUUGCAUUUAUUCUGGAUAGGGUUUCGAGCUUAUUUUCUGCAUCCUCGUCAUUCAUCUCAUCAGAAUCAGUAUUGAUCCGACUGCCUUGCCGAGAAGAGAUAUACGAGGCACAACAAUAUGCCACGGCACCAUAUUUCCAAUCCGUCCUCAACCAGUCUCCUGCACCAGAAGAUGACCGGUCAACCCUGAGUUCCAUGGCGUUUUUAAUUCAGAUACUAUCAAUCUGGGGAGAUGUCUCCCUCCACAUCCUUCGCCUAUCACACAUUCCGCCGGACGGAUACACCCGCCUCGCCGAAGAGUUUCACGUCAACAUCAUCCGUCGAACCGAAGAUUGGUCUCGGCAGCUUCCAGAACAUCUGGCGUUCUCACCCAUCAACAUGGAGCGGGCCAGUCAGACCAAGGAAGCGGACACAUUUGUUUUGAUCCACAUGUUUUACCACGCUACGUUGAUGAAGCUCUACCGACAUGCACGAUACCAGGGCCUCCGAUCUGAGGACCUAGCUCAGUACAUUCACCGAGCUCGUUUUCAUGCAGUGGAGACCCUCCGUAUCGCUCUUGCGGUCACUCAAUACGCCAGCGAAAUGCAUUCCUCCCGAUCCCCCCCGGAGAAACCAUCACCCAAAGCUACCUUGUUGAGCCCAUUCCUAGGCUACGCAGUUUUAUCAGCGGUGGACGUGCUCAGCGCAGCCGGCCUGGUCGCUGAGUUACCGGAUUGUAUCUCUUUCAUCAGAGGAGCGCUCGGCAUGGUCCAGCUUCUCGGCCGCCACUGGGACAGCUCUCUCGAAGUGACGAAUCUCAUCCAGAAGCGCCUGGACUUGAUGAUCGACUGCCUUAACGAUCGCAUCCGAUGCCAAGAUAAAUUGGGCUUCGCAGUGGAUGGUCCGUCACUCGAAACGAAGAUCCACGCCGGUACUUCACCUUCUCAUCCGCCUGGGACUCUUGAUGAGGAUCUAUUCUACGGGUCCAUGCCGCGGGAGGUACUUUUGCACGCGAUGCGAGUCGAUGACAGAACGUUUUCACAGCCUAGCAUCGUCUGGCUGACGGACCGCUGA